CAACGAAAUAAGGGUUUUACCGACUGACAACAUGGCGUCUGGUGACGGAGAUGACUCACUUUAUCCGAUUGCUGUACUGAUAGAUGAGCUUAGAAACGAAGAUGUUCAGCUACGGCUGAACUCUAUCAAGAAACUCUCGACCAUUGCCUUAGCUUUGGGUGUGGAAAGAACAAGAAGUGAACUCAUACCUUUUCUAACAGGUAGGUUAUCAGUAAUUAUGCUUUUUGUCGUACUCAAAUUUGUACGAACUCAGACAUUUUUCAUGNAAAAGGUUCCUGAGGAUGUUCGUGAACAGGUCUUAAUGACACAUUUACUUCCGUGUGUCAAGGACUUGGUAAUGGAUCCUAACCAACAUGUAAAAUCUGCCUUAGCAUCGGUUAUAAUGGGACUUUCACCCAUGUUAGGAAACGAUAACACUAUUGAACACCUUCUUCCACUGUUCCUCACAAUGUUAAAAGAUGAGAUUCCUGAAGUACGACUCAAUAUUAUAUCUAACCUGGACUGUGUCAAUCAAGUUAUCGGCGUUAACCAGUUGUCACAGUCUCUGUUACCUGCUAUCUUUGAGCUUGCUGGAGACACCAAAUGGCGUGUACGACUGGCAAUCAUAGAAUAUAUGCCAUUAUUAGCCAGUCAGUUGGGAGUAGAGUUCUUUGACGAGAAGCUUAACAGCCUGUGCAUGACUUGGCUUGUAGAUCAUGUAUAUGCUAUCCGAGAAGCAGCUGCAAAGAACCUGAAAAAGUUAGUGGAAAAGUUUGGAGCUGAAUGGGCUCAGAACCAAGUAAUUCCCAAGGUGUUAUCCAUGGCUACAAAUCCUAACUAUCUUCACCGUCUGACCACACUCUACUCAGUAAACGUUUUAGCAGAGGUCAUGGGACCAGAGAGUGUGGUGAAACUCAUGCUUCCAGUCGUAAUUGGUUUAGCAGCUGAUUCUGUGGCCAACGUUCGCUUCAAUGUCGCCAAAACCCUCCAAAAAAUCGCUCCUGUUCUGGAUGCGAACACCAUCACAUCACAGAUUAAACCAGUCCUUGAUAAACUUAAUGCUGAUGCUGAUGUAGAUGUGAAGUAUUUUGCUCAGGAAGCCUUAACAGUUUUCUAGUAACUACUUCAAGUCCGAUGCAUCAAGAUGUCUCGUCGUUUAUGCAGCUCCUAUGUGCUGUCAACCCUCCCUUGCUGUCGUUAUAGUAACCUCUGAAAACUGCUUAUCCUGCAGCGGAUGAACAUUUGAACCCGACCACACCCGUGAUACACCUGUUUGGGCAGUGCAGUUACGUAUUUUAAUGAUUUCAAGUAGACAUCGUGCGGAAUUAAGGUUGUUUCGUAAUUAACUUACCUGUGUUAACUGUGCAUGAAGUAAAACAAAACAAAAUCAACCCCUCUCCCCCCACCCACUAAGUGACGCACAUUUCGAAGUUGUUAUUUCGUGGACAAGUACAGUAAGUCUAUUGUUGCAAAAGAAAUGCUUCUUUUUUUAUAUAUCAUUUUUUGUAUUUCGUCAGAAAGUGUGCGGAAGAGGAGCCGGAAUAAUAAAAAAGGCCGGGAUCCGGUUAGUAAACGGUCUGUGGUAGAGCACAAUGUUGCUUGGAUUGCAUUUUUGUAAUUAAUGAUAGAUAAAGCGAAGUCGCAACAGAAAUUCAUAUGAAUUUGCCGUUGCAAACUUCAUAUGACAUUAAUUUUCUGUGUUCACAGUUGAAAAAAAAUUGCUCUUUUGCUGUGGAUUUUAUUAGUAAGUAUUAUUUUGGUAGUUAUACAACCUGUAUAGCUUUGAUUGUCGCUGUACGUGUAAACGAAAUAACAUUGAAUAUUGUAUUAAAGUUCUUUGCUCUCAAA
Orbicella faveolata is the source of this 1827-nucleotide messenger RNA. RefSeq lists its product as uncharacterized. Gene Ontology annotation, biological process: protein dephosphorylation. NCBI's taxonomy places the organism in Eukaryota, Metazoa, Cnidaria, Anthozoa, Scleractinia, Merulinidae. Gene Ontology annotation, cellular component: nucleus; cytoplasm; cytosol. Gene Ontology annotation, molecular function: protein phosphatase regulator activity. The record is from RefSeq and is a predicted model, not a curated record.